AUGACCUUGGACGACAUGUCAGUUUGGGGCUGUGUUACCUCCGCCGUUCCUACGCUGUCCUCUGAUGUCCUCUGGUGUCCUCUGGUGUCCUCUGGUGUCCUCUGGUGUCCUCUCAGUGAUCAGCAGUCCGCUCGACAAUCUAGCGAAAGUACUAAUGUCCGCCAGCCUCCGUGCCUCACCCUAAUAAAACUACUAAACCUGCAACGUUCCGCUCCUCAUUUGUUGUUUCUUUACUCCAACACAUGCGACCUUUUCAUUCGCUGGGACUAG
Messenger RNA from Fusarium venenatum, 270 nucleotides. The record is from RefSeq and is a predicted model, not a curated record. Lineage: Eukaryota; Fungi; Ascomycota; Sordariomycetes; Hypocreales; Nectriaceae.